AUGCCUUCCUCUAACGCGCCCGGCGAGCAGUUCGAAGUACGCCAAACGGGCGAGAGUGCGGACUGGAAGCCAGAUCCGUCGAAGUCCAUCCCGUUACCGCCAAAUCGACAGAGGUUAAUGGACGAUGUCAUUGCCUUGUACUCGUGCCAACCGACUGUUGAGAGAGUGAAGAGGUACACGGCGGAUUGUGUAUAUGACGAUCAGUUCGUGUACGCGAAUGACAGGUAUAAGAUGGCGGGACAGUGGUUUGGGCUGCCUAUGUUGUUCAACAAAAGCGAGAAUGUUGGAUAUCAAGUAGUCAAGAACGAUCCUGAACUCAUCCAAUUCUACAACGAACAGACUUGGACGUUCAAAGGGAUCCCUAAGACGACCACCAUUAACGCCCUUGUGUCUCUCUCCCUUGAUCCCGCCACGAAGGACAGCGACUUCGUGCAAAUCAAGUACCACAAAGACCAGGCGAACGAGAAGGAUUAUUCGCACAAGGGGAUUGGGUUUUACUUCAAGAAGUGGCAAGCCGACCAUGUUUCGGACUGGAUGGACAAGACGCCCGAAGUCCAGAUGUUCAAGGAGGACUCGGGCGAUCAUCUACACGAAGAUGUGAAGGUGUAUAAAGAUGGCAUGUCUAAAGAACAGGUGGACACGAAGUAA
Molecule: messenger RNA, 648 nt
Organism: Pleurotus ostreatus (oyster mushroom)
Lineage: Eukaryota; Fungi; Basidiomycota; Agaricomycetes; Agaricales; Pleurotaceae
Exons: 3
Coding region: 1-648 (215 amino acids)
Source: RefSeq, a predicted model, not a curated record